AUGGCUUCAUCAUCUACUGGCGGCGCCCCUGCGAUGACGGCAUCGUCGCCGCCCGUCGUCGGGGCAUGUCUCCCACCCACAGGUUCCGGAAAGACGACCUUUAUGCAGAGAAUUAACGCCCAUCUCCAUGCAAAGGGAACGCCUCCCUAUGUCAUCAACCUCGAUCCGGCGGUCCUCAACGUGCCCUUCGAAAGCAACAUCGACAUCCGAGAUUCAGUCAACUACGAGGAGGUCAUGAAGCAGUACAACCUGGGGCCCAACGGCGGAAUCCUGACGUCGCUGAACCUCUUCGCCACAAAGGUCGACCAGGUGGUGAACCUGCUGGAGAAGCGCGCAAAGCCCGAUCCCCAGAACCCCAAUCGCAAGCCCAUUGACCGGAUCCUGGUCGAUACGCCCGGCCAGAUCGAGGCCUUUGUGUGGUCAGCGUCGGGAACUAUUUUGUUAGAAUCGCUCGCAUCGUCGUUUCCUACCGUUAUCGCCUACAUUAUCGAUACGCCGCGGACUGCUUCGACAUCUACGUUCAUGUCCAACAUGCUCUACGCCUGCUCCAUCCUCUACAAGACCAAGCUGCCCAUGAUUCUGGUCUUCAACAAGACAGAUGUCAAGGACGCUUCAUUUGCCAAGGAGUGGAUGACGGAUUUCGAGGCAUUCCAGGAAGCUCUGCGCCGCGACGAGAACUCGGACGUGUUUGGUGGCCAAGAAGGCUUCGGAAGUGGCGGAAGCGGCUACAUGAGCAGCUUGCUCAACUCCAUGAGCCUUGUGCUGGAAGAGUUCUAUUCGCAUCUCAGCAUGGUGGCCGUCAGCUCCCGAGUUGGAACUGGCAUUGACGAUUUCUUUGAGGCCGUCGAAGAGAAGCGCAAGGAGUUUCUGGAUGAUUAUCUGCCGGAGCUGGAGCGACGGAGGGAAGAGCGGGAAGAGCGCAAGAAGAAGAGUCGCGAGCAGGAGCUGGAAAAGAUGAUGCAGGGCAUGUCGGUCGACGUCAACAACGUGGCCGAAAAGGGACCUAUCAAGGUCGGCGCGGACGAUGACGAUGUGGAUGUGCCGAGCGACAACGACUCCGACGAUGAUGAGGACGAUGAGACGACUACGGAGGGCCUACAGGCCAGAUAUGCGGCUGCCGUGGACGGCCAGGACCAUGGCGUCUUGGGAGACGCGAGCUUUGCAAAGUACCUGCACAAACAGCGGUAA
Trichoderma reesei QM6a is the source of this 1188-nucleotide messenger RNA. RefSeq lists its product as uncharacterized. Lineage: Eukaryota; Fungi; Ascomycota; Sordariomycetes; Hypocreales; Hypocreaceae. The record is from RefSeq and is a predicted model, not a curated record. The transcript is spliced from 2 exons. Gene Ontology annotation, molecular function: GTPase activity. Bases 1 to 1188 code for a protein of 395 amino acids.